Lampris incognitus (smalleye Pacific opah) is the source of this 2980-nucleotide messenger RNA. It is a transcript of the gene ephb2b, whose product is annotated as eph receptor B2b. Lineage: Eukaryota; Metazoa; Chordata; Actinopteri; Lampriformes; Lampridae. Gene Ontology annotation, molecular function: ATP binding; protein binding; transmembrane-ephrin receptor activity. The record is from RefSeq and is a predicted model, not a curated record. Gene Ontology annotation, cellular component: neuron projection; plasma membrane. Gene Ontology annotation, biological process: central nervous system projection neuron axonogenesis; cell surface receptor protein tyrosine kinase signaling pathway; protein phosphorylation.
GCAACCGAUAAUGGAUAUUCUAUGGAUAUUUUGGAUAAUACCCACCGUAGUAGCCGUUGAAGAGACACUCAUGGACUCCACCACAGCCACAGCAGAGUUGGGCUGGACGGUCUACCCUGUGUCAGGGACCAGCGACAACAGUUGGGAGGAGGUGAGUGGUUAUGACGAAAACAUGAACACCAUCCGCACCUACCAGGUCUGCAAUGUGUUCGACAACAAUCAAAACAACUGGGUCCGGACCAAGUAUAUCCGGCGCCGUGGUGCACAGAGAAUCCAUGUGGAAAUGAAAUUCUCCGUCAGGGACUGCAGUAGCAUCCCAAACGUGCCUGGCUCCUGUAAAGAGACAUUUAACCUUUAUUACUACGAAUCAGAUUCUGACACGGCAACAAGGACCUCCCCAGCCUGGAUGGAGAACCCAUGGAUCAAGGUGGAUACCAUUGCAGCUGAUGAGAGCUUCUCCCAGGUGGACCUUGGUGGCCGAGUGAUGAAAAUCAACACCGAAGUGCGGAGCUUUGGCCCUGUGUCACGCAAUGGCUUCUAUCUGGCCUUCCAGGACUACGGAGGGUGCAUGUCGCUCAUUGCCGUGCGGGUCUUUUACCGGAAGUGUCCCCGCAUCAUCACCAAUGGAGCAUUGUUCCAGGAGACCCUCUCAGGAGCAGAGAGCACCUCCCUGGUUGCUGCAAGGGGGGUAUGCAUCCCCAAUGCUGAGGAGGUGGAUGUCCCCAUCAAGCUGUACUGCAAUGGGGAUGGAGAAUGGAUGGUGCCGAUUGGGCGAUGCAUGUGCAAGGCUGGAAAUGAGGCUGUAGAAAAUGGGACUGUGUGUAGAGCUUGUCCUUCAGGCUUUUUCAAGCCCACUCAAGGUGACGAGGCAUGCAUGCAGUGUCCCAUCAACAGCCGCACCACCAGCGAAGGGGCUUUUAACUGUGUUUGCCGCAAUGGCUACUACCGCACUGACUCGGAUCCCUUCCAGAUGCCCUGCACAACCGUCCCAUCGGCUCCACAGAAUGUGAUUUCCAGCGUAAACGAGACCUCCCUGAUGCUGGAGUGGAUGCCUCCCCGGGACUCAGGGGGCCGUGAGGAUGUGGUCUUCAACAUCAUUUGUAAAAGCUGCGGUGGGGGUCGCGGAGGCUGCACACGGUGCGGGGACAACGUGCAGUUUGUACCUCGUCAACUGGGCCUCACAGAAUCCCGGGUGUACAUCAGCGACCUGCUCGCCCACACGCAAUACACCUUCGAGGUGCAAGCUGUCAAUGGUGUGUCAGAUCAGAGCCCCUACUCCCCUCAGUAUGCCUCAGUCAACAUCACUACCAACCAGGCUGCCCCAUCCACGGUGUCCAUCAUGCACCAGGUCAGUCGUACCGUGGACAGCAUCACCCUCUCCUGGUCCCAGCCAGACCAGCCGAAUGGCGUUAUCCUGGACUAUGAGCUGCAGUACUAUGAAAAGGACCAAUCAGAGUACAAUUCCACCACCAUCCGGAGCCAGACCAACACAGUGGUCAUCCGUGGCCUCAAGCCAGGCAGCAUCUAUGUGUUCCAGGUCCGAGCCCGCACAGUGGCCGGGUUUGGACGCUACAGCGGCAAACUGUACUUCCAAACCAUGACAGAGGAGGAGUACAACACGAGCAUUCAGGAGAAACUGCCCCUCAUCAUUGGCUCAGCAGUUGCCGGCUUUGUCUUCAUCAUCGCAGUCGUUGUCAUCAUCAUCGUCUGUAACCGAAGGCGUGGCUUCGACAGGGCUGAGUCGGAGUACACAGACAAGCUGCAGCACUACACCAGUGGCCACAUGACUCCAGGAAUGAAGAUUUACAUUGAUCCGUUCACAUAUGAGGACCCUAACGAGGCUGUGAGGGAGUUUGCCAAGGAGAUUGACAUCUCCUGUGUGAAGAUUGAGCAGGUCAUUGGUGCAGGAGAAUUCGGGGAGGUGUGCAGUGGCAACCUGAAGCUCCCGGGUAAAAGGGAGAUGUUUGUGGCCAUAAAAACUCUGAAAUCUGGCUACACAGAGAAGCAAAGGCGUGACUUCCUGAGCGAGGCCAGCAUCAUGGGCCAGUUUGACCAUCCCAAUGUCAUUCACCUGGAAGGUGUGGUCACCAAAAGCAGCCCCGUCAUGAUAAUCACAGAGUUCAUGGAGAACGGCUCUCUGGACUCCUUCCUGCGACAAAAUGAUGGGCAGUUCACUGUGAUCCAGCUCGUGGGCAUGCUACGUGGAAUAGCCUCAGGUAUGAAGUACCUCUCCGACAUGAACUACGUCCACCGUGACCUAGCCGCCCGCAACAUCUUGGUCAACAGCAACCUUGUGUGCAAGGUGUCAGACUUUGGACUGUCGCGUUUUCUGGAGGAUGACACAUCGGACCCCACCUACACCAGUGCUCUGGGAGGGAAGAUCCCCAUCCGAUGGACUGCCCCCGAAGCUAUCCAGUACCGGAAGUUUACCUCCGCCAGUGAUGUGUGGAGCUACGGAAUCGUGAUGUGGGAAGUCAUGUCCUACGGAGAAAGGCCUUACUGGGACAUGACCAAUCAGGACGUGAUUAAUGCCAUAGAGCAGGACUACCGGCUGCCACCACCCAUGGACUGUCCCAGUGCCCUGCACCAGCUCAUGCUGGACUGCUGGCAGAAGGACCGCAACAACCGUCCCAAGUUCAGCCAAAUUGUCAACAACUUGGACAAGAUGAUCCGCAAUCCCAACACCCUGAAGGCCAUGACACCAUUGUCUUCGGGUGUCCACCUCCCCCUCCUGGACCGUAGUGUCCCGGACUUCUCCAGCUUCAGCACGGUGGACGAGUGGCUGGACGCCAUCAAGAUGGGCCAGUACAAAGACAACUUUGCCAGUGCCGACUUUACUACUUUUGAUGUGGUGUCCCAGAUGACAAUGGACGACAUCCUGAGGGUGGGUGUGACGUUAGCGGGCCACCAAAAGAAGAUCCUCAACAGUGUCCAGAUGAUGCGGGCGCAGAUGAACCAGAUCCAGUCCGUGGAGGUUUGA